Molecule: messenger RNA, 922 nt
Organism: Striga hermonthica
Lineage: Eukaryota; Viridiplantae; Streptophyta; Magnoliopsida; Lamiales; Orobanchaceae
Source: the annotation of a GenBank genome assembly
CUUGAGUUCAGUACAGCCUACCAUCCGGAGACAGAUGGUCAGUCAGAGCGAACUAUUCAGACACUUAAGGAUAUGCUUCGCGCUUUGGUUGUUGACAGAGGUGCUAAGUGGGAGUCACUGUUGCCGUACGCUGAGUUCACGUAUAACAACAGUUAUCAUUCUUCUAUUCAGAUGGCUCCUUACGAGGCACUAUAUGGUCGCAAGUGUCGUUCCCCUCUCUAUUGGGACGACGUUGGAGAGCGGCGAAUCCUCAUGGGUUCCAACACCUGGGACAGAUUCAGGGAGAUGAUCCGAGAGAAGUAUUAUCCCACGUAUUACCGAGCUGAGAUGGAGCGGCAGUUCCUGUCGCUCAGGCAGGGUACUCGUUCUGUUGAUGAGUACGAGAGAGAGUUUUCCAGACUCGGAGCUUUUGUUCCUGAUCUGGUACGUACUGAGGCACAGCGAGCACAGCGUUUUACUGAUGGGCUUUUUCCAGGAGUCCGUCAUAAUAUUGUAGGUCACGGGACCCAGACAUACGCUCGUACCGUUGCCAUUGCUCAGGAGGUGGAUGCCAACAUUCGUAGGGAGGCGAACCAUGAUCGAUUGCAGCCAGUUACCCCUGCCCAGUCAUCCACAGCUCCACCAAUGCCACCAGCUGAUGCCCAAACCCAGAAGAGUCAGAAUAGGAAGGGGAAAGGCGCCCCGAUGGACAAGAAGACCCGACGGAGGCUACAGCAGAUCCCACAGUGCCCCACUUGCGAACGACUUCAUCGCGGAGAGUGUCACAUGGGUCAGGAUAUUUGUUAUUACUGUCACGAGCCUGGACAUUUUGCCAGUCGAUGUCCGAAGAAACUCCAGCCGCAGCCACAACAACCUCAGCAGCCACCGCAGCAGCAGCAGCCCCGACAGCAGGCACAGAGGCCACCCCAGCAGCAGCAGAGGG